AUGAUGCAGCUGCUCGGGGCUCAGGUGGCGCGAAAGGAGGCAUUGAACUGUGGCGUGAGGAAGUGCAAAAAUCUUGUGGAUAAUGGUGCCGAUUUGAAAGAAAAGACCAAAGAACACGGCGUCUCCGUGGUGCACUUCGCAGCUGCGAAUAAGAAACACGGGGUCGAGCUGGUCAAAUAUUUUGCGUCUCUUGGCUGUAAAGUGGAUGCGAAAGACUCAGAAGGGGAGCAGCCCCUGGACUACGCCAUCAGAGAGGAAGCUCUUGAGGUCACCCAAGAAAUCGGCAGGCUUAGUGAUCCUUCCUACAAUCUAUUGCUCCUUUGUGUUAAGAAGAACAAUCUGGACGUAGCCAAAAAGGUCUUCAAUUUGUUCCCAGAACUUUUCAACGAGUCGACCUGUGAAGGAUUUGUUAUUAGCAUUAUUCAUUUAGCAGCAUACUUUGCUGAUCGACUCUCCGUAAACUCGCCAAUCAGCGGGAAAACUGCUCUUCAUGUUGCAGCGGAGUUGGGAAAUGAUCGAUUCUGCGAGUGGUUUGUCGAGGAAGAAGGUGUCGACGUGAAGGAUAAGACGGCCAAGGGAGAGACUGCCGCCGACCUAGUUCCUUGGUUCAACCUGCCCCUCUUGAAGUACCUCAAAAAUGAGGCUUUGAAAUAG
Molecule: messenger RNA, 654 nt
Organism: Cloeon dipterum
Lineage: Eukaryota; Metazoa; Arthropoda; Insecta; Ephemeroptera; Baetidae
Product: putative ankyrin repeat protein RF_0381
Exons: 3
Coding region: 1-654 (217 amino acids)
Molecular function (GO): protein binding
Source: RefSeq, a predicted model, not a curated record